Messenger RNA from Suillus fuscotomentosus, 1341 nucleotides. RefSeq lists its product as uncharacterized. Gene Ontology annotation, molecular function: FAD binding. Bases 1 to 1341 code for a protein of 446 amino acids. The transcript is spliced from 3 exons. The record is from RefSeq and is a predicted model, not a curated record. NCBI's taxonomy places the organism in Eukaryota, Fungi, Basidiomycota, Agaricomycetes, Boletales, Suillaceae.
AUGUCUCUACCUGAAAACACGACGGUACUUAUCGUCGGCGCAGGGCCCGCUGGUCUCACAGCUGCUCUUUCUCUCGCCUACCACGGGUGUCGUGACUUCGUUAUUGCCGAUGCCACAGUCGAAGGACAAAAUGCAUCACGGGCUUAUUCCAUAAACUCUGCAACCGUCGAGGCUUUAGCCAGCAUCGAUGCAGUAGACGGCUUACUGUCUCAAGCCAUCAAGGCGAAGAGCAUCAGAAUCGCAUCCCGGGGUUCACAGAUCUUUGAGGCCAAAUUUGACCCUCUAAAGAAAUAUUCUGCCUACCCUUACCCACUCGUUACCCCUCAAAAUGUGACGGAGCUUGCCCUGGGGCAGAAGCUGAAGAACCUUGGAGUUAGAGUACAGCGUCCGCACAGGGUGGUUGGAAUGAAACAGAGCGAGAAGGAUUCUCGCAUUACCGAUGUCUCCUUUGAGGACGGUCAAAUAAUCAGAGCUAGAUAUAUCAUCGGCGCAGAUGGUGCGCGCUCAUCGAUCCGUACCAUUGCUGGAAUUGGCUUCUGUGAUCCAGAAAGCCCGAAUCUAGUCAGUGAUGUACUCUCUCAAAUGGUCGCUGCAGAUGUUACAUUCGAGCCCGAACCUACCGGUCCGCUAACUCUCGAGGGUCACCUCAAUGGCACGAUUUCGUCAGACAGCUUCUUCAUGCUUAUACCAUUCGGUAACCGCUUCAAUGUGGAGCUGACGCGAGAUGGAGAGCCCACCACAAAACCUGUCUUCCGUGUAAGUUGUGCCAUACCGGUAAAGAACGGAGAACCACCCCAUGCGCCACCAAAAGAAUACAUCCAGGAUAUGAUCGACACAUACGGUCCAGCAUGUAUAACAUCGGAUUCCUCUCUUAACCGGACACCUGUUAAGAUCGACCAGUUGAUCUGGUCCACACGUUUCAGAACCCAUUCGGCAAUCGCUGACCGCACAUUCACACGUCUUGGCGCUGCUAUUUUCCUAGUUGGGGACGCAGCCCAUGUACAUUCACCCGCGGGCGGCCAGGGUAUGAACCUGGCUAUCAGGGACGCAAUCUUCCUUGCAGAGGCUGUUACAAAGCACAUCCAGGCCUCUGCAGAAGACCCCGAUGUAGAUGAUACCAUUCUGCAGGAAAUUGCGGAAGCGCGUCACGCACGGGCGCUAGAAACCAUUGACUUCACCAAGAAACUUCUGAAACUCGCAAGCCUUGGGUACGAUCCAUAUGCUUGGUGGAUGCCGUUCAGCUGGGCUUCUAUUCGCGACCUGACACUACGGAUAUUGGGCAGAUUUCAUUUCGUGCAGUCGAGUGUUGCAUGGGGAAUGAGUGGGCUUGGACGACGCUGA